Molecule: messenger RNA, 675 nt
Organism: Mytilus trossulus (common blue mussel)
Lineage: Eukaryota; Metazoa; Mollusca; Bivalvia; Mytilida; Mytilidae
Product: probable methyltransferase-like protein 24
Exons: 5
Coding region: 1-675 (224 amino acids)
Source: RefSeq, a predicted model, not a curated record
AUGAAAGAAGACGAAAUCGAACAGUUUAUGAGCUUACGUUAUCUCACAUCAAUACAAAUACACUGCAAGGAAAUUAUCCGCUUAGGAAAUAUCAAAGAUGGCGGUUGGGAAGUGUGUAAUGAUAUAAGAUAUAGGCCAAGACACCCUUGUCUAGUAUAUUCUUUUGGUAAAAAUAUUUUGUAUAGGAUAAACUGGGACUGGGGAUUUGAUGAAGAUGUUGUGAAGACCUACGAUUGCGAAGUUCACUCUUUUGACCCAAGUAUGAAAUACUCGGAAAAAAGACCAAAUAUUUACUUCCACCGUAUUGGCUUAUUCAAUAAAAGAAACUUCUAUGAUUUUAAACGAAAAUGGAACAUGACUACACUAGAUAAUAUCAGAGCCACGCUUGGUCAUAGUGCGAGAAAAAUCGAUAUAUUGAAAAUAGACAUUGAAUGGGAUGAAUGGAUAGUUUUACCAAAUAUCAUCAAGAGUGGUGUUCUGAGAUAUGUUACGCAGAUAUUAUUAGAACUCCAUUCACCUGGAAAUCUAAAACGAAUGAAAACUGUCAGAAGUUUAUACAAUGAAGGAUUUAGAAUAUUUUGGUACCAUAGAAAUCAUUUUUGUCGUCGCAAUAAGGCAUACAUUGAAUACUCUAUUUGUUUUGAAGUAUGUUUUGUGAGAAUACAAUUUGUUUAA